AUGUUGAUAGGCGCAUCUUUUUGGAUCGCGAGUGCCUCGAUUUCCACCACCGGCGGCGAUGUCACGACAACGACACGUGGGCUGGAAGGUCGGGAGGCUGCUGAAGUCUCAGCAGGGGCUGAGAGCGCUGAAGGGGCUGAUGAAGGGCCUCUGAAUGCCACGCGACUCGUGCUCGUCUUCAUCGCACUGGCCAUCGAUCUUUUCGGCAGUUUUGUCCCGCUGGUACUCUUCCGCAAUGGGAGAUCUCACGAGAACCCUGCAGCCCGUGGCCUCGGCCGCUUCUUUGAAUUUUAUCCCGCCAUCAACAUCGAGCACAAGGUCGAACGCACCAACGCUUUCAUCUCUCUUGUAUUCGGGUACUCGGUUGUAGGAGUCAUGUUCCAGAACGCCGGUGUCUUCCCGCUCAACUCCUUCCUCGGCAAGGCCAUCUUGGGUCUCAUGCAGGCCGCCGUGUUCAACUGGCUCUACUUUGAGGUUGACGGCAACAACAUUCGCACACAUGCCAUCCGCAGAACCGUGGUCUGGCAAUGGGCCCAUUUCGUCUUAAGCAUGGCUUUUAUUCUUGCCGCUGCCGCCCUGAGCAAGAUGGUGCUCUUGACCGACUGCCCGAAUGCCCCCUUGGACGGCUUGACUGCGCUGUAUCAAGGCCGCUCCGGGGACGCCAUGUCGCUGGGGCUGCGUCUCUACUAUUGUGCUGGCUUGGGCAUCGCGCUCGCCUGCAUGGGUUUCAUCUCGUUGAGCCAUGAGUACAGGGAGCCCAUCGGGUUCUGCCGGUUUCCCAAAUGGGUCCGACUCGCCAACCGCUUCGGUGUCAGUGUCAUCUUCAUGUGCUUGCCGGCUGCAGGGAGCGGCGAGCCUGAACUCCCUGAGUCUGGUAGCAAUCACUACCUGCCUCUGCGUGUGGACGCUCUUCUUCGAGCUUUGGGCAAAAUCGGUCGCCUCGACGCUGCAACCAAGGACAACGGCGAGAUCGACUUCGUUGCACUGGGGCGGUCAGAGAAGACAGCUACCGACACGGUGGCUUAG
Molecule: messenger RNA, 1026 nt
Organism: Thermothielavioides terrestris NRRL 8126
Lineage: Eukaryota; Fungi; Ascomycota; Sordariomycetes; Sordariales; Chaetomiaceae
Exons: 3
Coding region: 1-1026 (341 amino acids)
Source: RefSeq, a predicted model, not a curated record